Molecule: messenger RNA, 2461 nt
Organism: Antechinus flavipes (yellow-footed antechinus)
Lineage: Eukaryota; Metazoa; Chordata; Mammalia; Dasyuromorphia; Dasyuridae
Gene: CCN3
Product: cellular communication network factor 3
Exons: 5
Coding region: 125-1210 (361 amino acids)
Biological process (GO): cell adhesion; signal transduction
Cellular component (GO): extracellular matrix; extracellular region
Molecular function (GO): heparin binding; integrin binding
Source: RefSeq, a predicted model, not a curated record
UCUAUAAAUAUGAGCUUUGCGCGUGAGAACCAGUGGGAAAGGGACCGGGUGGGUUUAAAAAAACUAAUAAUAAAGUUUAAAAGAAGAUAGAGAUAAUUAUUGCGAAAAAUCCUGAGGGAGGACCAUGCAGUGCAGGUUGCUGCCCCCACCAGGGAUGAGCCUCCAGCUGCGGAAACAGUGUAUGUGCCUCAGUUUCUUGCUCCUUCUUCUGCUGAACAAGAUCGUCCCAGCUCAGAGUUGCCCGUCUUCGUGUCCUGGCGGAUGCCCAGCCCAGCCGCCUGUUUGCGCCCCAGGGGUACCGGCUGUGUUGGACAGAUGCUCCUGCUGCCUGGUGUGCGCCCGCCAGCGCGGGGAGAGCUGCUCCGAACUACUGCCCUGCCAGGAAAGCAGCGGCCUCUACUGUGACCGCAGCGCCGACCCGAGAGCUGAAGUUGGCAUCUGCAUGGUUCUAGAAGAAGACAAUUGUGUGUUUGAUGGCAUAAUUUACCGAAGUGGUGAGACCUUUCAGCCAAGCUGUAAAUAUCAGUGCACCUGCAGAGAUGGACAAAUAGGCUGCAUUCCCCGCUGCAACCAUGACCUGCUCCUUCCUCGCCCUGACUGUCCUUUCCCAAGGAAAGUAGAAGUUCCAGGAGAAUGUUGUGAGCAGUGGGUUUGUGACCCAAAGGAAGAAGUGACUUUGGGAGGCCUUGCACUAGCAGCUUACAGACAAGAGGCCACAUUGGGAAUUGGCAUGUCUGAGUCAAGUCUCAACUGUAUAGAGCAGACUACAGAAUGGAGUGCUUGUUCUAAAAGCUGCGGGAUGGGCUUUUCUACUCGGGUCACCAAUAGGAACCGCCAUUGUGAGAUGAUGAAGCAAACUCGUCUUUGCAUCGUAAGACCCUGUGAACAAGAGGUUGAACACACCAUUGAAAAGAAAGGAAAGAAGUGUCUUCGCACUAAGAAGUCCCUUAAGGCCAUCCAUUUACAAUAUAAGAAUUGUACUAGCACCCAGACAUACAAGCCCAGGUACUGUGGCAUCUGUACUGAUGGUCGGUGCUGCACUCCACACAAUACCAAAACUAUCCAAGUGGCAUUCCAUUGUCCCCAAGGACAAAUUGUUAAGAAACCUAUGAUGCUCAUCAAUACUUGUGCCUGUCACACCAACUGUCCUCAGAGUAAUGAUGCUUUCCUACAAGAGUUAGAACCCAAGUCUAGAAGAAUGAAGAUAUAAUUUGUGUCAGACAAUCAACAUGCUGAUGGAGAAAAAUUGGAAAUAAAAGAAAACAGAUCUAUUCAUCUGAAUGUAAGAUAAAUGUGUUAAGGAUCAUUGACUUUGUCCCCACCUCAGCAUGUAUGUUAAAUGUUCCCUGGCAUUACUUAAUAGCUAACUAGCUUAUUUUGUGUUACCUAAAAGGAAGGGGAAUGUAGGAAAUAAAGCAAGAAGUCCAAGUAAACUAAGUAAAAAGAUAAGGGUCAGUGACAGGUUAAUUUUCUAUGAUUGCAUUUAGACAAAUUAAAGGCACUACAAUUAUAGCAAAUAGCUCUGUAUUUUUCCAUGGUAUGCUGUACACAUUGCAUGAUGGUAUCCUUUUGCCUUUGAAUAGUGUUAGGUAUUCAUCUCAUGAAUGUUUCAAAUGAUAGGAUUAUCCCAGAAAGACACCAACCACAUAAUUGUACAACCAUGUAGUUGUAGAGUCACAUUUUUACUUAAGGGUGUUCUGCUGUUAAUUGAUCUGCAGCCAAAAUUUGGAGAACAUUCAAUAAAACCAAGAUCUAAGCUAACAUGGGAGAUAGGUCUAAUACAGUACUUUUAAAAAGUCAGAACAGAGACUAUUCAUUCAUUUUGACAUGUAUUGUACAGGAAGGGACAUGCAGUGUCUACACAUACAUUGGGUAGGUCACUUAGUGGAGUAACUGACAUCUAAAGGCAAGUUAUUCUGGCUUUACAGGUCAUAAUAAGCUCUGUUGCAUUUCAAAUUCUUUCCAGUAAAAAGGAAAAAUAAAAUACUUAGCCUCUCCAUUGAGGGCAAUGUCACUUUCAAAGAGCUUCUAUUCCUCUCUGUCGGUCCAUUUUCUUUGCCAUUCUGAAGUAUGUUUUAGCUGUCUGUGUUAGUCUGGGGUGCAUUUAUAGCUGAAUUCCAGUCAUGAAGAUAAGCAAUUGCUAUGAUGGUGCUAUAAACCACCAGAAUGGCAUGUGAUCCCAAAUUUGGGACUUAGGUAUGCCUUAUUAAACUGUAUAUGACCCAUAAUAAAACACCCUAUAAAUAAGAUAUAUGUAUACACAUGUAUAUUACUGAGUCUGCUGGAUGUAAGCCACACAAUUAAAUCUGUAAAUUCCUCAUGUUUUGUGCAUUAAAUUUGUUUUCUUGUUAUGUUAACAAAGUAUUCAUGUAAAUAGAGAAACUGUAUAUUUUGUAAAAUAUCUUUUUUUAUUUUUUCUGUAUUUGUCAAACAUACUGAAUAAAUAAGUUUUGAAAAUGUG